AAGAUGGAUGUUGUGAAUCAGUUGGUGGCCCAAGGGCAGUUCACGGUACUCAAACAACCGCUGGGAUUCAUCAAAGUUCUACAAUGGAUCUUUGCAAUCUUCGCCUUCUCGACAUGCGGCAGUUACUCUGGCAUGUUCAAGAUGAGAGUGGAGUGUAAAAACCGGACGGAGAGUAACCUAGGCAUAGAAGUAGAAUUUGAAUAUCCGUUCAGGCUCCAUCAGGUUUACUUUGAUGCCACCACCUGUAAGGGAGGGAAGCCAGACCGUUCAUUCCUGAUCGGGGACUACUCCUCCUCAGCUGAGUUCUUCGUCACCAUCGCUGUCUUUUCCUUCCUCUACUCUAUGGCAGCCCUCUCUGUAUACUGUUUCAUACUGGAGAAGUACCGUGAAAACUGCAAGGGGGCCCAGAUUGACUUUGUUGUGUCUGCGGUAUUUGCCUUCAUGUGGCUGGUGUCCUCAUGUGCUUGGGCUAAAGGCCUGUCAGAUGUGAAAACAGCCACCGAUCCAGAGAGGGUCAUCACUUUCAUCCCAGCCUGUGAAGACCCAGAGAACAGCUGCAGUGAAGUCUACGACGCCAAGGUCUCCGGCCUCAACACCUCUGUGGCGUUUGGUUUCAUCAACCUGAUCCUGUGGAUCGGAAACCUGUGGUUUGUGUUCAAGGAGACCGGCUGGAUGGCCGCCCUCUCUGGAACAUACGUCCCGUCACAGGAGAAGCAGCCCGCUCCCGAUACCUUUGCCCAGGGAGGCUACGCUCAGCAGGACCCCUACGCCGGCUCCCAGGGAGGGUACCAGCCCGAAUACGGGCAGCAGGGAGGCUACAAUGAGGAAGGAGGAUACAGCCAGGGCUAUGAGCAGCAGCCCACCUCCUACACUAAUCAGAUGUGA
Molecule: messenger RNA, 885 nt
Organism: Anoplopoma fimbria (sablefish)
Lineage: Eukaryota; Metazoa; Chordata; Actinopteri; Perciformes; Anoplopomatidae
Gene: sypb
Product: synaptophysin b
Exons: 6
Coding region: 4-885 (293 amino acids)
Cellular component (GO): synaptic vesicle; presynaptic active zone; synaptic vesicle membrane
Source: RefSeq, a predicted model, not a curated record